AUGGAUAAUGAAGAGCAUAUAGACUGCAUGCAACAGUUCAGGAUUGAGGAUGCAACAGUAGCAGCAGGAACCCUUAUCCAAACUAUUCACGCAAACUGGAAGAAGUGUGCGCACGUCUUGAAGCACUUUGCCAAAGACGCAUCGACAUGGGAGCAGUAUGUCAAAGCAAUCGAGGAUCAUAUAGUAGCCGGCUUCGUUAAGGAAGUAGACGAAUACGUAUUCGAUAAUCAUCGUGUCUACUACAUUCUCUAUCGAGCAAUUUAUAAAGAGUCUUCAUCGAAGCUUCGCAUAAUUUUCGUUUCAUCAAGUUCGACUUCAAGAUCACAGCGGGACGCCAUACUUUUUCCUUCGUUGAAAGAUCCGUUCAGUCCACCAACGCGAGACAAUAUGCAAUAUUAUUUGCGCUAUCCUAACAGUCCCUUAUCCAAGGAAAUAAAAUGCAACACCUAUGUCGAGAAUGUCGCCUUUGGAGCCGCAACACAUGAUGAGGCCAUCAAGAAAAGCGAGAUGACGAAAUCUGUCUUUGGCGAUAUGCACAUGUAUGUAUCGCGACAGUUUGUAUGUAAUUCAAAGUUUCUCAAUAACUCCAUGCAUAAGGAAGAUCGGGUUACUGGCAACGAACAUUCUAUGUUGCUAGGCAUGGAAACACAAGGACCAUCUUAG
Haemonchus placei is the source of this 663-nucleotide messenger RNA. The record is from the annotation of a GenBank genome assembly. Lineage: Eukaryota; Metazoa; Nematoda; Chromadorea; Rhabditida; Trichostrongylidae.